UGCUCGACCGGAAUCCCCUUGGAGGACAUGUAGGCACGGACGCGCACGGGACUCCUCGCUCGCCCGUUUCCGCCGUUAAGGAUUUAUCCGUUCCCAUUCUUCAGGCAAUAAUAACACCUCCGGGGCCGCUACCACCAUGAAAGUCUCCAGCAUCGACUGCCGGCGCAUGAGGAAACUCAUCAGGAAGGAUUGUGCAGGGAGCUGCCUUAUUGUGGAUUGUCGACCUUACUUGUCAUUCACGAACUCCAACAUCACAGGCUCUGUCAAUGUCAAUCUAAACUCCGUGGUGGUCCGGAGAUCCCGAGGAGGGCCGGUGCCUCUGCAGUUUGUCAUCCCGGAUGAGAGAGCCCUGAUUCGGCUUCGGGAAGGGAACAUAUCGGCCAUCGUAGUUCUGGAUGACCGGACGUCCCACUGGCAGAAGCUGAAAAAGGACAGUGUAGCACAAAUAGUAAUAAACACCCUCUCACAUCUAGCCAGCGGGGCGAGCAUCUGUUUCCUGAAAGGAGGAUACGAGAACUUCCACUCUCAGUACCCUGAACUUUGCACUGAGGUGAAAACCAUCGACCAGGGCGGAACUGAAACUGAGAAAAGAGUCAGCAGUCACAGCGAGAAGCUUUGUCACCACAAACCAGAUUAUGAUCAGGGUAAACCCGUGGAGAUCCUGCCUUUCCUCUACCUCGGUAGUGCCUACCACGCCUCCAGACAGGACUAUCUCAGCGACCUUCACAUCACGGCCUUGCUCAACGUGUCCCGCAGAGACAUGCAGCCGGCCAAGGGCCACUUCGACUACAAGUGGAUCCCAGUGGAGGACAACAACAUGGCUGACAUCAGCUCCCACUUCCAGGAGGCGAUAGAGUUUAUUGAUCACGUGAAGCAAUCAGGGGGUAAGGUCCUGGUCCACUGCGAGGCGGGUUCACCCUCCCUACCUCUUGCCUGCAGUCCCCGGUCCACCACCAGUUCAAACUGA
Labrus bergylta (ballan wrasse) is the source of this 967-nucleotide messenger RNA. It is a transcript of the gene dusp5, whose product is annotated as dual specificity phosphatase 5. Gene Ontology annotation, biological process: endoderm formation; protein dephosphorylation; negative regulation of MAPK cascade. NCBI's taxonomy places the organism in Eukaryota, Metazoa, Chordata, Actinopteri, Labriformes, Labridae. Gene Ontology annotation, cellular component: nucleus; cytoplasm. The record is from RefSeq and is a predicted model, not a curated record. Gene Ontology annotation, molecular function: MAP kinase tyrosine/serine/threonine phosphatase activity; protein tyrosine/threonine phosphatase activity; MAP kinase tyrosine phosphatase activity.